Molecule: messenger RNA, 16094 nt
Organism: Nothobranchius furzeri (turquoise killifish)
Lineage: Eukaryota; Metazoa; Chordata; Actinopteri; Cyprinodontiformes; Nothobranchiidae
Product: dynein axonemal heavy chain 11
Biological process (GO): microtubule-based movement
Cellular component (GO): dynein complex
Molecular function (GO): ATP hydrolysis activity; dynein light intermediate chain binding; dynein intermediate chain binding
Source: RefSeq, a predicted model, not a curated record
ACAAUGCCAAACCGCCCCGCGACGGUGAGGCUCGUGCAGCUCAAUGAAAAAAGCACAGAAACUUCAGACUCUUUAAAAAGCUGAGUGGUUAAUUUGCAGACAAGUUGCUUUAAAACUGGAAAUGUAGUUUUAUUUCUUUUUCUUCAUUUGUUAGAAAGGCAAAGCUUGUCAUGUUCGAACAUCCAACAUGUCAGACGAGGAAAGCGUACCUUCUUUUCUAGAAGACGUCCGAGUGAAGUUCGUCGAGAACAAAGUCUGUGGGUUAUUGACGCUGGAGAGUCAAACCUGGAGGACCAGCGCUGUCGGGGAAGAUUUCCAAAAGCUUCUGGAGGACUUCUUUGAGACGGAAGCAGUUGUUUAUUUUUCCUCACCGAAUAAAGUUGUCCUGGUUGCCUCCAAAGAGGUCCCGCCCGAUGCUCAAAAUAAAGUACUUUAUAUUCUUAAAAAGAGGAAAGAUGUUCCCAUCAGCUGCGAGAACUACAGGACAACGCUGCUGUUUGGCCUCCUGUCACUACCACCGCUACCACAGCUGUCACGCGUAAUUGAGCAGGUGUGCGCUCCACUUCUAACACAUGAUCAAAACCAUCACACGUGGCCAAAUGUGAUCCGUAAUGACGUUGCUCGACACAUCGAGAGCAUCUGCAGUAAGACAUCAGUUGUACAAGGUCAGAUUUUAGGGGAAACUGUCCUCCCAAUGCCAACUGCAGCAUCAUGGAAGGAAAAGGCACACGACCACUUCAGAAUGCAUAACAACAAGGACAGGGCACUGGCCCACUGCAUAGAGACCCAGGUCAUCAACUGGUCUCAUCUGAUCCAGAAAAAAUUAAAGGAGGACUCGGCAGACUUUAUGAAGACGGGCUGUAAGCCCGGCCCCAGUGCUGAGCUGAAGUUCUGGGCUUCUAGAAGGAGCAAUUUGGAGAGCAUUUGCCAUCAGCUUCACAGUCCUGUGGUGGAAAUGAUGGAAAGUAUGUUAGAGGUAAUGGACAGCAGCUAUCACCCAACCAUCAAAAUUCUGAUUGGAAAUGUGUCUAACGCGCUCAUAGAAGCCCAAGACAUCGACCUCUAUCUCCAGCCGCUAAACGAACAACUGUCUCAGCUGGAAAACAAAGGAUUUGUUCACAUGGAAAAAUACAUCCCUGCAUUGUUUCACACAGCAUUUUUGAUCUGGACUAACUGCCAGUAUUAUCAAAAACCAGCUCGCAUUGUUGUGCUGUUACAGGAACUCUGCAAUCUGCUCAUUGAGCAGGCGUCUGCAUACCUCUCUGCAGAUCUGCUACUCAGACAUGAUCCAGAAGAAAGUUUACAAAUGGUAAAGAGGGUAAUAAAAGCACUGAGUGUUUUCAAACAGUGUUACCAGACUCAGAAGGAGAGGCUAGCCAACCAAGACAAAAGCGCUCCCUGGGAUUUCCCAGCUGCCAUGAUUUUUUCACAUUUCAGCCAGUUCUUUAGGCGCAUGCUACAGCUGGAGAACUUGCUGGAACUUGUGCUGGAUUUUCAAAGAAUGGAAAAACUGGAAUUUGGAGGAAUCCAAGGAAGGCACUACAGUGAGCUUGUUGCCAAAAUGCAUGAAGAGUUCAAUUACCACUACAGUGCAUUAAAGCACAGUGAAAACAACCCGCUCGACAUCACCUCUCAGGGUUUUGAGCAGGAGUUUAAGGCUUUUGAAAUGAAGGGUUCAGACUUAGAAGGUCGCUUUGCCAGCCUGCUUUGUUUGGCUUUCAAAGAUUGCACAGGACUGGAAUCCGCUAUAAAAAUGUUAACGGUGGUUGCACCGUUUCUGAAGAGAAAACGAGUGGGGCAGAUUUUCAGUCCCAGCUUCCUUCUGCUACAGCAGCUGCUCAGAGAAGACCUGGAGAAUUGUAAAUGUCUGUUUAAAUCUCAGCUGAAUCAGACGAAGAGCUAUCUAAUCAGGAGCAUGGCGCACACAUCUGGAGCCUUGAAAUGGGCAAAAAUGCUGAGAGAACACAUCCAGACACCCUGGGACAAACUAAAGUUACUGUUUGACAUGCCCGUUACAGGUGUAGAGAUGGAGAGUGAGCACAGCAUGUGCAUGGAGAUGUUGAGUCUUCUGGACCAGUAUGAGGAGGACAUUUACUCUGAGUGGUGUAAAGGUUUAGAGCAGGACUGCCUAAUCAAUCUGAGCCAGCCUCUCAUUUCAAGAAGCUCCUCUUCUGGCCUGAUUUCAGUGAAUUUCAAUCCAAAGCUGACUGAGAUCUUGAAAGAUGUGAAGUACAUCCACACACACAGCCAGCUCAGCAUCCCCUCAGCUGCAGUUGCUGUUUUUGAGAAGCGUGACAUGUUCACCAAGUAUGUGAGCAGUUUGCAGCUUUUGGCUCAGGGGUACAACAAGAUAAAGCAGACCGUGUUGGAGGUGGAACGUCCUCUGAUCCAAACCGAGCUGGAGUCCGUAGACCUGCUGCUGGUGAAGGCAGAGACCACCCUUACAUGGCAGGAUCAGGACUGCUGGGGCUUCAUCACAACCACAAAGGACCUAAUCCAAGACCUAGCUCAUCGAGUCAGCAAAGCCAGGGAAAACUACGAUGCCAUUCAGUCCACGAUGAAGGCAUGGAGCAAAAAGGCCAUGUUCUGCAGAAAGGACAACAAGAAAGGCUCACUCAUACAGCUGGAUGACAGAACGGAGCAUGUCAGGAGGACAUACAGCUUAAUGAAGAGUGAUGGGGAGGCGAUACAGCAGCUGGUGCAGGAAAACAUGAUCCUUUUCCAUGCCGAUCCUGCUGCAGUCGUCUGGCAGACUUACCUGGAGUAUGUGGAUGAGGUGGUGGUGGAGGGGCUCUUCAGCUACAUCAGCCACUCCCUUCAGUUCUUCAUAGACAACAUGGACGCCCGGCCAUGCCAAGCUCCUCUGUUUCAGGCCGAGGUGAUGCUGCAUGGCUCAGGGUUGACCGUUCAUCCUCCCCUGGACCGAGAUGCAGGUGACAGCCUCUAUGAUCUGGUAGAAGGACUCAUUGAAGUUGUCUUCAAGACUUCUGAGCACAUCAGCAGAGUGGCUGCUCACCUUAGCUCCGAGAGCUAUCAGGAUGUAUUGGGUGGCGUGUUAAAACUGCUAACCAUGAAAACUAAAAUAAUGGAACAAGUAGAUGAAGUGCUGAAGAAAGUGAGGACUUAUCAGAUGAAGUUUGAUUUCUACAACCAUCUGUGGGAAGAUGACCGAGCAGAGUGUCUCCGGCAGUUCCUGAGAUAUGGACGUGUUCUCACAGCCGAGGAGCUGGAAGCCAGCAGAGCAGGUCUCCUCACUGAAAACCCUCCUGCAACCAACAACUUCAAAGAACAGAUUGAUUAUUAUGAAAACCUGUGUGCUGAAGUUUCCCAGCUGGAAGACUUUCAAGUGUUUGAUGGAUGGCUCCGGGUGGAUAUCAAGUUCUUUAAAGCCAGUCUUCAUAACAUCAUAAAAAGGUGGAGCUGGCUUUUCAAAGAGCACCUCCUGACUUAUGUAGCUGACAGUCUGGAUGAAAUGCAGACAUUUCUCCAAGCCACCAUUGGGGGGCUGAACGUUGCUGUUGCUAAAGGGGACCACCAAGGUUUAGUGGACAUCAUGAGUCACCUGUUAGCUGUCAGAGACAGACAAGACAUCACCGACAAGAUGUUUGAGCUUCACAGAGACUCAAUAUGUCUCCUAGAACAUUGUGGUGUGGCAAUACCAGACCACUUAUACUCUCAGAUGGAGGAGCUCCCAGAGAAAUGGAAUGAAGCCAAAAAACUGGCCCAAAAAGUGAGGCAAGAGGUUGCACCCAUGCAGAGUGAAGAAGUGAUGGUUUUGCGGAGACAGUGUACUGAUGUGGAGGUGAAACAAACUAAAUUCAGGGAGAAGUUCAGAGCAACUGCACCCUUCAGCUACAACGCAGUGAACCCCUACGCUAGUCUGGAUGAAUCUGAAAAAGCAGUCCAGGACAUGGAAACAGAAGUGUCAGAGCUCCAAGAGUCCACAAAGCUGUUUGAUGUAACCAUCCCUGACUACAGAGACAUCAAGCUCUGCAGACGAGAAGUCACGGCCCUGAAAGAACUGUGGGACAUUGUGGAAUUUGUGCAGAGCACUGUAGAAACCUGGACCACAACCAGAUGGAGGCAAAUAGACGUGGACCAGAUGGAUGCAGAGUUAAGGAGCUUUGCCAGAGACAUUCGGAAGCUUGACAAAGAUGCUCGCACGUGGGAUGCGUUCACUGAGUUUGAUCUUUAUGUGAAGAACUUGUUGACGUCGCUGUGGGCCGUGAGUCAACUACAGAACCUGGCAAUACGAGAGCGCCACUGGGCGCAGCUAAUUAGAACAACACAGACGAACUUCUCUGUGACGGACGACACCACCCUGGGAGACCUUUUGACACUGCAGCUUCAUCUUUUUGAAGAUGAAGUCCACAAUAUAGUGGAUAAGGCUGUCAAAGAAAUGGCUAUUGAGAAGGUUAUAACAGAAAUAAGCCAAGCAUGGGCAUCAAUGGAGCUGUCGUAUGAAGAACAUUACCAGACCUCGUUGCCACUGCUUAAAUGUGACGAGGAGCUUCUUGAAAGACUCGAGGAUCACCAGAUUCAGCUCCAGAGUGUCUUUCAGAGCAAGCAUGUAGAUCACUUCAUGUUACAGGCAGUGGAGCUACAAAACCAGCUGACUGUGGCAGACUCUGUUCUGGUCAUAUGGAUGGAGGUCCAAAGAUCAUGGGCCUACCUUGAAAGCAUCUUCAAAGGCUUUGAUGACAUUUGCCAACAACUGCCUGCAGAUACACACAGAUUCCGAGUGGUAGAUGCUGAAUUUCAGGAGUUAAUGUCGGACAGCGCCAAGACUAAAAAUGUCAUUGAGGCCACCAACAAACCUUAUCUUUUUGAGAAGUUAGAAGACCUGCAACAAAGGCUGGCCUUAUGUGAAAAGGCUCUUGCCCAAUAUCUGGAGACGAAGAGAAUUGCCUUUCCAAGAUUUUACUUCAUAUCAUCUACAGACUUGUUGGACAUCCUGUCUAAAUGGAGCCGUCCGAGGGAGGUAACUGUCCAUCUAGCAAAACUUUUUGACAGCAUGUCAGAUCUUGAGUUUUCCCAAAGUGAGGAUCUGGAUAAUCCCAAACGUGCCAUCGGGAUGUACAGCAAAGAGAGAGAAUACGUCUCGUUCCAAAAUGAAUGUUUCUGUAACGGACCGGUAGAGACAUGGCUUGGUUCUCUCGAGGAGUCCAUGAAGGAAUCUGUCAGGGGGCACCUCUUUGAUGCUGUAUCCGUGUUUGAGGACAAACCCAGGGAGCAGUGGAUUCUUGAAUUCCCGGCUCAAGUUGCUCUCACUGGAUCACAGAUCUGGUGGAGUAACGACAUGGAGCUUGUGUUUAGAAGACUGGAAGAAGGAUUUGAGUCUGCACUGAAAGACUACAACAAGAAACAGGUUUCCCAACUCAACGUGUUGGUUGGUUUGCUGCUGGGAGAGUUGAGCCCAGGCGACAGACAGAAGAUCAUGACCAUCUGCACUAUUGACGUCCACGCUAGAGAUGUUGUUGCCAACCUCAUUGCUCAAAAGGUCACCACCUCACAGUCCUUCCAGUGGCUUUCCCAGCUUAGACAUUGCUGGAAUGAGCAGCUUCACCACUGCUUUGUCAACAUCUGUGAUGCUCACUUUCUGUACUCAUACGAGUAUGUUGGAAACACAUCGCGUCUGGUCAUCACUCCGCUUACAGACCGAUGCUACAUCACCUUGACUCAAUCACUCCACCUAACUAUGAGCGGCGCCCCAGCAGGCCCAGCUGGAACUGGGAAAACGGAGACAACAAAGGAUCUCGGCAGAGCCAUGGGUGUCAUGGUGUACAUUUUCAACUGCUCUGAACAGAUGGACUACAAGUCAAUUGGAAACAUUUAUAAGGGCCUUGCACAGACUGGAGCAUGGGGCUGCUUUGAUGAGUUCAAUCGUAUUCCAGUGGAUGUUCUGUCCGUCGUUGCAGUGCAGGUCAAAACCAUUCAGGACGCCAUUCGGUCUAAAAAGAAACGGUUCCUUUUCCUCGGCCAGGAGAUUGUUUUAAAACAAUCGGUUGGGAUCUUCAUCACUAUGAACCCAGGCUAUGCAGGCAGGGCGGAGCUACCUGAGAACCUCAAGGCUCUUUUCAGGCCCUGCGCCAUGGUGGUGCCUGACAUUGAGCUGAUUUGUGAGAUAAUGCUGGUGGCAGAGGGCUUCCGUGGUGCUAAGCUGUUAGCCAUGAAGUUUACUACUUUGUACAGUCUCUGCAAAGAACUGCUGUCAAAGCAGGAUCACUAUGACUGGGGUUUACGUGCCAUUAAGUCUGUGCUGGUUCUGGCCGGAGCUCUGAGAAGAAGGGACAAAACAACACCAGAAGAUCAGGUACUGAUGCGUGCGCUGAGGGACUUCAACAUGCCUAAAAUUGUGACUGAGGAUGUCACUGUUUUCCUGGGACUGCUUGGAGACCUUUUCCCAGGCUUGGAGGUGGAGAGAGAAAGAGACUUGGAUUUUGAGAAAGCUGCCAGAGAAACCACGGUAGAGCUCGGGCUGCAGCCGGAGGAGAAUUUUAUCCUCAAGGUUGUGCAGCUGGAGGAGCUCAUGGCAGUGCGUCACUCUGUGUUUGUUGUUGGAAGUGCAGGGACUGGAAAGAGCCAGAUCUUGAGAGUUCUUCAUAAAACACAUGUGAACCUGAAGAGGAAGCCAGUCUGGAAUGACCUCAAUCCAAAAGCAAUAGACAGAGAUGAGCUGUUUGGAUUCAUUCAUCCUGCAACUCGGGAGUGGAAAGAUGGUUUGUUUUCAUCACUGAUGCGAGAGCAGGCAAACAUCUCCCACCUUGGGCCUAAGUGGAUUGUGUUGGAUGGAGACAUUGAUCCGAUGUGGAUUGAAUCACUCAACACAGUGAUGGAUGAUAACAAGGUGCUGACUCUCGCCAGUAACGAGCGAGUUCCACUGACUCCGUCCAUGAGACUGAUAUUUGAAAUCAGUCACCUUAAGAUGGCCACUCCUGCCACAGUAUCUAGAGCAGGAAUCCUUUAUAUCAACCAACAAGACCUUGGCUGGAACCCGUACAUCGCCAGCUGGAUUGACCAACGAGAACGCCAGACAGAAAGGGCUCACCUCACAAUACUGUUUGAGAAAUAUGUUCCACGGUGUCUUGAACAGAUGAAAAACAAAUUCAAAACAAUAACUCCAAUCCCUGAGAACUGUAUGGUGCAGACUCUCUGCACUUUACUCGACUGCCUUCUAACGCCAGAAAAUAUUCCAGCCGAGUCCCCGCGGGAGAUCUACGAGACAUAUUUCACUUUUGCCUGCAUCUGGGCGUUUGGUGGAGCGCUUUGUCAAGAUCAGCUGCAUGACUAUCGGGUGGAGUUCAGUCAGUGGUGGACCAAAGAAAUGAAGACCGUGAAGCUGCCAGCACAAGGGACAGUGUUUGACUACUACCUGGACCAUCAAAGCAGACGCUUUCUGCCGUGGAGUGACGUUGUGCCGCGGUUUGAGAUGGAAACUUCCACGCCACUACAGGCUGUUCUGGUACACACAGCAGAAACGGUGCGUCUCUGGUACUUCAUGGACUUGUUGCUGGAGAGGAGACAGCCAGUGAUGCUUGUGGGGAAUGCUGGAGUGGGAAAGACUGCACUUGUCAGGAACAAGUUAGCCUCUCUUCCAGAGAGUUACACAACCUCAAAAGUACCCUUCAGCUACUACACUACGUCCCUCAUGUUGCAAGAGAUCCUAGAGCGGACACUAGAGAAAAGAACAGGCAGAAGCUACUUCCCUGUGGGCAACAAGAGGCUGGUCUACUUUAUAGAUGACAUGAACAUACCUGCUGUGGACAACUAUGGAACUGUGCAGCCUCAUGCUCUCAUACGCCAACAUCUGGAUUAUGGGCACUGGUUCUGCAGACAAAAACUGACUUUAAAGGAGGUUCAAAACACCCAGUAUGUUGCCUGCAUGAACCCAACCGCUGGGAGCUUCAACAUCAACCCCCGGUUACAGAGACAUUUUUCUGUGUUUGCUGUAAACUUUCCUUCGGUGGAUGCUCAGAGAUCCAUCUACAGUCAGAUCCUGUGUGGCCAUUUGAAGCAGCAGCAUUUCGGUCCGCUGGUCCAGGGAAGCGCUGCAGCUGUUGUCCAAGCUCUCACUGCUCUUCAUCACAAGAUGGCGCAAACUUUUCUGCCUACAGCGAUUAAAUUUCACUACACGUUCAAUCUGCGGGACAUAUCUAAUGUGUUACAGGGAAUUCUUUUACCUGGACCCGAGACUAUGAGGGAAAGCACUGACUUGGCGAUGCUGUGGCUCCACGAGUCCUGCAGAGUAUACUCUGACAGACUGGUAGAUGCACAGGACCUCCAGCUUUUCCAGAAGCUCCAGAUGGAGACCGUGCAUGAAUGCUUUGAGGAACUAGAGGACAGUAAGCUGAACAAACAGCCCCUCCUCUAUUGCCACUUGGCUCACAUGGGUGAGGGACUCUCCUAUGUCCCCAUCACCAGCUGGUCUUCACUCAGGGGUGUCCUCACAGAUGCCUUAGAAAGCUACAAUGAGCUCCAUCCAGCCAUGAAUCUAGUGCUGUUUGAAGAUGCUUUGCAACAUGUGUGUCGCAUCAGUCGUAUCCUGGAGGCCCCACGGAGCCAUGCCUUACUGGUUGGAGUGGGAGGAAGUGGAAAGCAGAGCCUGACUCGCCUGGCUGCCUACAUCUCCUGUGUAGGAAUCUUUCAAAUCACUCUGAGAAAAGGCUACGGCAUCCAGGACCUCAAGGUGGAUCUGGCACAACUGCUGCUAGAGGCUGGAGUGAAGAAUAAGCGUGUGGCUUUGCUCCUGAGUGAUGCACAAAUACCCGAUGAGCGGUUUCUGGUCGUUAUCAAUCACUUACUAGCAUCAGGUGAAAUCCCAGAGAUCUUCAGUGAGGAGGAGAUCGAUGGUAUCGUAUCUGCUGUGAGAGCUGAGGUGCGAGGCCUUGGACUGCUGGACAGCAGGGACAACUGCUGGAGGUUCUUUACAAACCGAGUGCAACUACAACUUACGGUGGUGCUGUGCUUGUCUCCUGUGGGCAGCGCCCUGCGCGUCAGAGCCCGACAGUUUCCGGCCCUCGUGAACUGCACUACCAUCGACUGGUUUCACCCUUGGAGAGCUGAAGCGUUGCAGUCGGUCAGCUACAGGUUCAUCCAGGAGAUGGAGGGCAUUGAGCCUGCUGUCCAGGAAUCCAUCAGUCUUUUCAUGGCCCACGUUCACACCAGUGUCAACCUGGCAAGUGAAAAAUACCUGCAAAAUGAGAAGAGGUACAAUUACACCACCCCCAGGAGCUUUCUCCAGCAAAUCACCCUGUACAGAACGCUUCUGGAGAAAAGCCGAGCUCAGCUUCAGCAUCAGAUGAACCGGCUUGACAACGGCCUUCAGAAACUACAGACCACUGCUACUCAGGUUGAGGAUCUAAAAGCCAAAUUAGCAUCACAAGAAGCAGAUCUAAACUUGAAAAAUGGAAACACUGAAGCUCUGCUGGUGAAGAUCGGACUGCAGAGUGAGAAGGUUAGCCAGAAGAGAGAGGCUGCAGAUGUUGAAGCACAAAAGGUUGCUGCCAUGCAGGCAGAAAUCGCUGUAAAACAGAAGGACUGUGAGAGUGACCUAGCCAAGGCCGAGCCGUCGCUGACAGCUGCAGUGGAGGCGCUGAACACCCUCAACAAGGUGAAUCUUACCGAGUUGAAGGCAUUUCCAAACCCCCCAGCAGCAGUAAUCAACGUUGCAGCAGCUGUGAUGGUCCUGCUGGCCCCACAUGGUCGUGUGCCGAAGGAUCGGAGCUGGAAGGCGGCACGGGCCUUCAUGGGCAAGGUGGAUGAUUUCCUGCAAGCCCUUGUGUCAUACGACAAAGAACACAUCCCAGAGUCUUGUCUGGCUGUGGUGAAGCAACAGUAUCUAAAAAAUCCAGACUUCCACCCUGAUCUGGUUUGGACCAAAUCCACAGCUGCAGCGGGACUUUGUGCCUGGACUAUCAAUAUUGUCAGAUAUUAUGAGAUUUAUUGUGAAGUUACUCCAAAAAGGCAGGCAUUAUCACAAGCUAAUGCAGAAUUAGAAAUGGCAACAACCAAAAUGUUGGCAGUUCAAAAGAAACUGGCGGACCUCGACGCCAUCCUCCAGAGUCUAACUGCUCAGUUUGAGCGAGCCACAGCUGAGAAGAUCUGUUGUCAGGAGGAGGUGACGCGAACCACCCAGACCAUAGAGCUGGCCAACCGACUAGUUAAAGGCUUAGUGUCAGAGAAGGAACGCUGGUCCCAGGCAAUCGUCCAGUAUGAAAAACAACGGGAAACCUUAUGUGGCGACAUCCUGGUCACUUCAGCCUUUGUCUCGUACAUGGGUUACUUUACCAGCCAGUAUCGAGAAGAGCUUCUGAAAAAUGUUUGGAUUCCUUUUCUUCAGUCUCAGAAAGUCUCUGUGCCCCUGACAGACGGCCUGGAUCCAGUCCUCGUGCUUACAGAUGAUGCCACCAUAGCUGCCUGGUAUAACCAGGGCUUGCCAAAUGAUAGGAUGUCAACUGAAAAUGCAGCCAUCCUGACCACCAGUGAGCGUUGGCCACUAAUCAUUGACCCACAGCAGCAGGGCGUCAAGUGGAUCAGAAAACAAUUUGGGCCAGAGCUGAAGGUGGUGCAGCUUGGACAGAAAAGGUAUCUUGAUGUGAUUGAACGGGCUCUCGCUUGUGGCGACCCAGUACUGAUCGAGAACCUUCCAGAGAAGAUAGACCCAGUUCUGGAGCCUUUACUUGGAAAAAGAACAAUUAAAAAAGGAAGGUAUAUUCUUCUGGGGGGGAAGGAGUGCGAGUACACAAGCAGCUUUCGGCUCAUUCUACACACUAAGUUGGCUAAUCCUCACUUCCCUCCGGAGCUCCAGGCCCAGACUACCCUCAUUAACUUCACAGUGACUCCUGUGGGCCUGGAGGAGCAGCUUCUGGGUCAGGUAGUGUCCAAAGAAAGGCCUGAUCUGGAGGCUCUAAAGAUGCAGCUGACCACACAGCAGAACCACUUCAAGAUUGAGCUGAAGAGGUUUGAAGAUGACCUGCUGAGUCAUCUUUCUGCAGCCUGUGGUAAUUUUCUAAGUGAUAAUUCCCUGGUGGAGCAGCUUGAAAACACCAAGAGCAUGGCCGCUCACAUACAGUGCAAGGUGGUGGAGGCCAGAGAGAACGAGACAAAGAUCAACGAGGCUCGAGAACUAUACCGCCCAGCAGCUGAGAGAGCGUCGCUCCUCUUUUUUAUCAUCAAUGACCUCAGCAAGAUUAACCUCAUGUACCAGUUUUCACUCAAGGCCUUUAACUCGGUGUUUAACAAAGCCAUGGAGCGUGCAGAAUGGGAUGAGGAUGUGAGGACCAGAGUGCAAACCCUCACUGAGGCCAUCACCUAUUCUGUAUUCCUGUACACCAGCCAGGGCCUGUUUGAGAGAGACAAGUUAACCUUCUUGUCACACACUGCCUUCCAGAUUCUGCUCAGCCAGAAUCUGAUCGAUGAUCAGGAUUUUGACUUCCUGUUACGCUUUCCUGUGGAAACGUCCAGAGUUAGUGCCGUUCCCUUCCUCUCUCCACACAGCUGGGGUGCCAUUAAGACCAUUUCUACCAUGGAGGACUUCAGUGGACUCAACAAAGACAUGGAAAGCUCACAGAAGCGCUGGAGGAAGAUUGUUGAGUCCAGCAGUCCUGAAAAUGAAAAGCUUCCUCAGGACUGGAAGAACAAGACCUCUCUGCAGAAGCUCAUAAUCCUGAGAGCGCUCCGACCAGACAGAAUGACUUAUGCACUGAAAAAGUUUGUUGAAGACAGCAUGGGGACCAGGUAUGUGGAGACAGUCAGGUUGGAGUUUGAAAAGUUGUAUGAGGACAGUGGUCCCUCAACCCCCAUGUUCUUCAUCCUCUCACCUGGAGUGGAUCCUCUCAGGGAUGUGGAGAAACUCGGUUUAAAGCUGGGGUUUUCUAUUGACCAGGGGACUUUACACAAUGUGUCCCUGGGACAGGGACAGGAGGAGGUGGCUGAGAGGGUUCUCACUGUUGCCUCCAAAGAGGGACACUGGGUCAUUUUGCAGAACGUGCACCUUGUGGCCCGCUGGCUGCCGUCACUGGACAUCCUCCUGGAGACGGCGGCGGUGGCCAGUCACCCCAGCUACAGGGUGUUCAUCACUGGAGAACCAAGUCACAGCUCUGAGCAGCAUGUGAUCCCCCGGGGUUUACUGGAGAACGCCAUCAAGAUCACAAACGAGCCACCCUCAGGCAUGAACCCCAGUUUGCACGCUGCUCUGAACAACUUCAACCAGGACACUCUGGACAUGUGCUCCAGAGAACAGGAGUUCAACUCCAUGUUGUUCUCCCUCUGCUUCUUCCACGCUUGUGUAACAGAGCGCCGUAAAUUUGGUCCUCAAGGCUGGAACCACACCUACCCCUUCAGCACAGGAGACCUCACGAUCUCAGCCAACGUGUUGUUCAACUACCUGGAGGCCAACACCAAAUCCAUGCAGGUGCCCUGGGAGGAUCUGUGCUAUCUUUUUGGAGAGAUCAUGUAUGGGGGUCACAUCACUGACGACUGGGACAGAAGACUCUGUAAAACCUACCUGCAAGAGUGCAUGCAUCCCAGAAUGUUUGUGGCGGAGCUCUUUCUGUGUCCAGGAUUCUUGUCUCCCUCCUUUCUGGACUACAGCGGCUAUCAUAGAUACAUAGAUGAGCAUCUCCCCUGUGAGAACCCGACUUUGUACGGCCUCCACCCCAACGCUGAGCUGGAGUGCCUCACUGUUACCUCAGAAACCCUCUUCAAGACUCUGCUGGAACUGCAGCCCCGGGACUCCAGCAGAGGGGACGAGGCGGCUCAGAGCUCAGAGGAGAAGGUUCUGUCUAUAAUUGACGAGGUUCUGGAGAAGGUCCCGGAUGAGUACAACAUGUCAGAGAUGAUGACAAAGACAGCAGACCGAAGCCCUUACACCUUAGUGUGUUUUCAGGAGUGUGAACGAAUGAAUCUUCUGCUGGCAGAGAUAAGAAGGUCUCUGAGUGAGCUGCAGCUGGGCCUGAAGGGAGAACUCACCAUUUCCUCCAACAUGGAGGCUCUGCUGUCCUCACUCUUCAGCGACUCAGUCCCAGAGUCCUGGUCUAGACUGGCCUAUCCCUCCACCAAAACUCUCACUCAGUGGUUGAGUGACCUGAUGGCCAGCUGCCACGAGCUGGACAGCUGGACUCAGGACUUUGUUCUGCCUGCAGUUGUUUGGAUUUCUGGGCUCUUCAACCCACAGUCCUUCCUCACUGCUGUGCUGCAGAGUAUUGCCCGUAAGAACCAGUGGCCCCUGGACAAGAUGACUCUGACUGUGGAUGUCACCAAGAAAAUGAAAGAUGACUUUGGCCAUCCUCCGAGAGAGGGCGCCUACAUCCAUGGACUCUUCAUGGAAGGAGCACGUUGGGACGUUCAGUCUGCCGUCAUCACUGAAGCCGUCUUGAGAGAUCUGACCCCGGCCAUGCCAGUGCUGUAUGUCAGAGCUGUUCCUGCAGAAGAACAAGAGCUGAAGAACACGUACAAGUGCCCGGUGUACCGAACCAAGCAGCGCGGGUCCACAUACGUGUCAGCUUUCCACCUCCGAACCAAACAACCCCCAGCCAAGUGGGUUCUGGCAGGAGUAGCGUUGCUCCUGUCGGUGUGACAGUCAGGAUGGUGCUGUGGCUCGUUUUUUAUGUUGAGAAUGUUGUUGGAAAUCCACUCUUACAGCGGGAACGCGAACAUUUGAGCAGCCUUGCUAAUCUUCAGGAUUUUCCUUUAUAAACCGUUAGUUGUUAAGAUAAAAACAUUCAGUUACAUAUAUCACAUAGGAGACACGCACAGAAGAGAAACCGAGUUUAUAGGAUUUACAGAAAAUGUGCAAUAAUGCUUGUCUUUGCGAAGUGCCUUGAGCCGACUCCCGUCGUCAUUUCAACUCAAUUGAAUCUCAAUUGUUAAAACAAAAUUAGACAGGUGCAUAAAUUUGGUUACCUUAAAAAAUAAAUAACUCAUUAUUUAGUAGAACCUCCUUUUGCUGAAACAGCAGCCUCUAAACACUUCCUAGAGCUUCCAGUGAGAGUCUGGAUUCUGGGUGAAGGUAUUCUGGACUAUUCUUCUUCACAAAACAUCUCUAGUUCAUUCAGGUUGGAUGGCUUCCAUCAGCUCUCUUUAACUCACACCACAGAUUGUCAAUAAUAUUCAGGUCUGGGGACUGAGAGGGCCAUUCCAGAACGUUGUACUUGUUCCCCUGCAUGAAUGCCUUAGUAGAUACUGAACAGUGUUUAGGGUCGUUGUCUUGUUUAAAGAUCUAGCCACGGUGCAGCUUCAGCUUUGUCACUGAUUCCUGGACAUUGGUCUCCAGAAUCUGCUGAUAUUGGGUUGAAUCCAUGUGUUCCUCAACUUUAACAAUAUUCCCAUUCCCUGCUCUGACCACACAGCCCACAGCAUGAUGGAACCACCACCAUGCUUUACUGUAGGUAGCAGGUGUUUUCCUUGGAGUUCUGUGUUCUGUUUCCUCCAUGCAUAACGACCCUUGUUAUGCCCAAAUAACCCAAUUUUAGUUUAAUUAGUUCUCAGCACCUGAUUCCAAAAUGAAGCUGGCUUGUCCAGAUGUGCUUUAGCAAACCUCAAGCUGCUCUGGUUGUGCUGUGGGUGGAGAAAAGGCUUCCUCUGCAUCACUCUCACAUGCAGCAUCUCCUUGUGUAAAGUGCGCUGAAUAGUUGAACGAUGCCCAGUGACUCCAUCUGCAGCAAGAUGAUGUUGUAGGUCUCUGGUGCUGCUCUGUGGGUUGACUCUGACUAUUCUCACCAUUCUUCACCUCUGUUUACCAGAGAUGUUUCUUGUUCUGCCACUUCGAGCCUUCACUUGAACCGUGGUCUUCCAUUUCCUCAGCAUGUUCCUAACUGUGGAAACAGACAGCUGAAACCUCUGAGACAGCUUCCUGUCUCCUUCCUCUAAACCAUGAUGGUGAACCAUCUUAGUUUUCAGGUCAUUAGUUGUUUAGAGACCUCCAUGUUGCUACUCUUCAGAGAAUAUUCAAAGAGGAGGGAAACUUACAACUGACCCCCUUAAAUACUCUUUCUCAUAACUGGAUUUACCUGUUUGUGGAGGUCAAGGGUCACUGAGCUUACCAAACCAAAUUUGAAUUCCAAUAAUUAGUUCUAAAGAUUUUGGAAUCAAUAAAAUGAUGCCCACAUUUAUGCGCCUGCCUAAUUUUGUUUAAAUAACUUUCUGGACUUUCUGUAAAUCCUAUAAAUGUGAUUUCUGUUCUCAGACAUCACCGUGUGUCUUCUAUAUGAUAAAUUUAACAGAAACAUUUUAUCGUAACAACCAACGAUUUAUACAGGAAAUCCAUGAAGAUUAACAAGGCUGCCUAAACGUUCCCAUCCCGCCGUUCCAGUAGAUUAUGUAACACUAUAACUAUAUGAACUAUAAUGAAUGUUUCUUAGUUAAAUUCCACAUUAGCAUGAUUAAAUAUCCAGAAGUGGUGCAGAUACGUUAGUAUAGAUAUCAGUCAGACCUGUUGUGUCUGCGUCCGGCGCUGUUGUGAGUCCCCUCCAGCCUAUGAUUUGUUGGGAGCCUAUGUCUCCAUUUAAGACCAUGUAAUUUUGGAUAGGGAGCAUAUUUUAUUGGAAGGUCAAGAUUAAAAAAGCUCUCCUGCUGCCCUCUGCACACUGAAUGAUACACAAUGCUGUCUGGAGGUUCCUGGGACCAAAUUCCCAGGAGAUGAUGUGCAUGCUUGCUAUUGACUUUUAAAUGAGGUGCAUUUGACAUUGACCUUUUGUACGGCAGAGGCAGAAUACUAACAGACUAGUGUAAUUCAUUCAGCCGGGCCUGUUGGAGAAAGCCAUUCAAACACACUGAUAGCUUUGUAUGAGAAAGCAACACAUUAGAUUAUCCAUCCUUUAUCGGUCUUCUCUGUCUGUUAGCAUCUGAUUACCUUCAUCUGUAGCACAUGGAACCUUUAACUCAGAAUGAAUGUAGGGAAAGCCGUUUUAUCUAAAAUGUUAUCUUUUUUAUGCAGUUUGAGGUUAAUUGAAAAGUGGGAAGAUGUUCAGAUGAAGAGAAUUGUGUCUUUUAUCAGCCGCGAAUCAUUUAGCAUGAAAAAGAAACAAAAGAUUAGAGAACUGCGAGGAAAACUGGUGAUUCAUUUAGUACUUUUAAUAAAACUGUGUGAACUUCUC